AGUAGCCUAAUAUAAAGCAAAGAAGAUAAAAUGAAUAUAGCAAUAGCUAUAAUAGUGGCAAUGGUGGCAGGAGCUCAAUCGCUUGAUUGUUACCAGUGCAGAGACGUAAAUUUGGAAUCAGGGGCUACAAAUACCUGUGACUCAGACAGCGUUCAUCAGUGUCCAGAGGGUGAAGUGUGCUCAUCUCUUGUCGUGACCUUCUUUGAGGGUGCCAGGUUCGGCUACAUGAAAAACUAUAAAUGUAUGAAUCGGGCAGAUGUGAGAUCAGACUUGGGUACAUGUAGGGAAUCAAAAUCUGAAUUUGCCAAUGUUUUGAACGAUUUGACGGAUUAUGACUGUGCAAUUGAAACAUGCGACUACAGCUUGUGUAACUACCGUAUCAUACCAGAAGAGCCUUGGUGGAAAUCUACGGAGGAUGACACCUCAAUUACUGAAAUUAAUUGUGUUGACAGAGCAGACAAUGAUGGAUCAGAGUACAGGGGAACGAGAUCCUUCACAGUAUCAGGACGCGAAUGCCAGGAAUGGGACUCUCAAUCACCUAACAAACAGAGUGUUGGAUCGAAAUAUCCUAAUUCAGGACUGCAAAAGAACUUUUGCAGAAAUCCAGACGGUGAACCAAGCCCCUGGUGUUAUAAUGGUGAGGGAACUGUGCCUCGAUGGGAGCUCUGUGAUAUACCUACAUGCGGUAAUUAACUGUGGUCAUCAGUAAGCCAGUCAACUAAAAAGGAGCUGAUGUACAAGAAGUUCAAACGAAAAGGAUUAGUUGUGGAACACAACAAGAAAAUUGAGAAUAAUCUUGUGCGAGGGUAGGGACCCAGAUGUCGUUUCUAACCCAAAUAAACUUUAAGGAGGCUUCUCAUCAGUAGCCGCACCUCCUUACUCGGUUUCUGAACUGGAAUUCUAUGGGCUUCCAGACGGCCAGACCGAGUAUUACCACCCCAUCCUUCUAGAGUUAUAAUUUAAAUUUAGUGACUGAAAUUUGCAGCAACUGGACAGUUUAAGUUUUUUUUUAACUUCAUUGUUUUCAUAUAAUAAAGUCUUUAUGCAUAUAAUGUUUUGGAGCAUCAAACGUCUUUAAAUCAGGAUAUACGCAUAUUAUCAUUAUAUAUGUUUACUAGUAUGUUAUUUAAUAACGGGAGAUACUCGUAAAAUAUGUAUUUCAAAUAUUCAAGAACGUCGACGAUUUCAACUCGGCGCGUUUUGGUAAUAGUAGAUUAUAAACCUACAAGUACAAUAUGUUAUACUACCUUAUGAUAUAUUUUAAUUUGUCUUAAAA
Molecule: messenger RNA, 1276 nt
Organism: Bolinopsis microptera
Lineage: Eukaryota; Metazoa; Ctenophora; Tentaculata; Lobata; Bolinopsidae
Product: plasminogen-like
Exons: 7
Coding region: 31-693 (220 amino acids)
Source: RefSeq, a predicted model, not a curated record